Messenger RNA from Vombatus ursinus (common wombat), 8360 nucleotides. RefSeq names its product proprotein convertase subtilisin/kexin type 5 (gene PCSK5). Gene Ontology annotation, biological process: peptide hormone processing. Gene Ontology annotation, molecular function: serine-type endopeptidase activity. The record is from RefSeq and is a predicted model, not a curated record. The transcript is spliced from 41 exons. NCBI's taxonomy places the organism in Eukaryota, Metazoa, Chordata, Mammalia, Diprotodontia, Vombatidae. Gene Ontology annotation, cellular component: Golgi membrane; trans-Golgi network.
UGCCGCUGCUGCUCUCUGGGCCUUAGGGGAAAAGAAGGAAGAAGAAGAAGAAGAAAGGAAACACAAGAUAAGCAAGUGGGGGGAAAAAGAAAAGGAGUGAGGAGGACGUAAAGAACUGCAGUGAAGAAGAAAGACAAACUCAAAACACUCAUCUGUAAAGAGAAAACCAAACAAACCUAAAAGCUUCAAAACUGAGAGAGCAGCCCCUAUCCACUCACUUCAUCUCCCGAAGGGGAGAGGAUAGGGUAGUUCACCUUAACAAUCAGAAAUGGUUUAAAAGCCAGCGCAAGGUCCAAUGCAAUAUUCCAAGCUAUUUCUAGUUUCUUCCACCUAAAUUUGGAAGGGUUUCUCGCUGCGGCUGGGGAUUGUCUGACUGGAAGUGGUGAACGUUAAGGAUCCGCUGGAGCCCGGGGGAAAGGGAGCUUUGAAAGAGAAGUUGUGUUGAUUGGGGUGGUUUCCCGAGGAGGAGAAAGGACGAUGGGCUGGAGGAGUCGGUUCUGCCUGGGGCGAUUGGACCUGCUCUGUGUGUUGGCCCUCCUUUUGGGCUGCCUGCUGCCGGUGUGUAGGACUCGCGUGUACACCAACCACUGGGCUGUAAAGAUCGCUGGGGGAUUCCAGGAAGCCAACAGGAUAGCUAGCAAAUACGGAUUCAUCAACAUUGGACAGAUUGGCGCACUGAAAGAUUACUAUCACUUUUACCAUAGUAGGACAAUUAAAAGGUCUGUUCUCUCAAGCCGAGGUACCCACAGCUUCAUUUCAAUGGAACCAAAGGUUGAGUGGAUACAACAGCAAGUGGUUAAAAAAAGGAUAAAGAGGGACUUUGAACUCAGUGGUGCUCAGUCUACUUACUUCAAUGAUCCCAAGUGGCCAAGCAUGUGGUAUAUGCACUGCAGUGAUAACACUCACCCCUGUCAGUCAGAUAUGAACAUUGAAGGGGCUUGGAAGAGAGGUUACACUGGAAGAGAUGUUGUGGUCACUAUCUUGGAUGAUGGCAUCGAAAGGACUCAUCCAGAUUUGGUGAAGAACUACGACUCUCAAGCAAGUUUCGAUGUGAAUGGGAAUGAUUUUGACCCAAUGCCUCGUUACGAUGCAAGCAAUGAGAACAAACAUGGGACCCGUUGUGCUGGGGAAGUGGCAGCUGCAGCAAACAACUCACACUGCACAGUAGGAAUUGCAUUCAACGCCAAGAUUGGAGGAGUACGAAUGCUAGAUGGAGAUGUGACAGAUAUGGUCGAAGCAAAAUCUGUCGGCUUUAAUCCCCAAUAUGUGGCCAUCUACAGUGCUAGUUGGGGUCCAGAUGAUGAUGGCAAGACAGUAGAUGGACCUGCUCCUCUAACUCGGCAAGCUUUUGAGACUGGUGUAAGAUUGGGACGAAGAGGCCUCGGCUCUGUUUUCGUCUGGGCAUCUGGAAAUGGAGGAAGAAGUAAAGACCACUGCUCCUGUGAUGGGUACACCAACAGCAUCUACACUAUCUCAAUAAGUAGUACUGCUGAAAGUGGGAAGAAACCAUGGUAUCUGGAAGAGUGUUCAUCUACACUGGCCACAACGUAUAGCAGUGGAGAAUCCUACGAUAAGAAAAUCAUCACCACAGACCUGAGGCAGCGUUGCACGGACAACCAUACAGGAACAUCAGCCUCAGCCCCUAUGGCUGCCGGCAUCAUCGCCCUGGCCUUGGAAGCCAAUCCGUUUCUGACCUGGAGAGAUGUGCAGCAUGUUAUUGUAAGGACUUCCCGUGCAGGACAUUUGAGCGCUAAUGACUGGAAAACCAAUGCUGCUGGUUUUAAGGUGAGCCACCUCUAUGGAUUUGGGCUGAUGGAUGCAGAAGCCAUGGUGAUGGAAGCUGAAAAGUGGACCACUGUCCCCCAGCAGCACGUGUGUGUGGAGAGCACUGACCGGCAAAUCAAAACCAUACGACCCAGCAGUGCCGUCCGCUCCAUUUACAAAGCUUCUGGCUGCUCCGACAACCCCAACCACCAUGUGAACUACCUGGAGCAUGUGGUCGUACGCAUCACCAUUACCCACCCUCGAAGGGGAGAUCUGGCCAUCUAUCUGACCUCACCUUCAGGAACCAGGUCCCAGCUCUUGGCCAACAGGCUAUUUGAUCAUUCUAUGGAAGGAUUCAAAAACUGGGAGUUUAUGACUAUUCAUUGCUGGGGAGAAAAAGCAGCAGGUGACUGGGUGCUGGAAGUUUAUGAUACGCCAUCUCAGCUGAGGAACUUCAAGACCCCAGGCAAAUUGAAAGAAUGGUCUUUGGUCCUCUAUGGAACAUCCAUUCAGCCUUAUUCUCCAACAAAUGACUUUCCCAGAGUGGAACGUGUACGCUCUAGUCGAGUGGAGGACCCUACAGAAGACUAUGUUACAGAUGAUUAUGCAGGUCCUUGUGACCCUGAGUGCAGUAAAGUAGGAUGUGAUGGACCAGGACCAGAUCACUGCAAUGACUGCCUGCACUACUACUACAAACUGAAAAACAAUACACGAAUCUGUGUCUCAAGCUGUCCCCCGGGUCACUACCAUGCAGACAAGAAGCGCUGUAGAAAAUGUGCCCCCAGUUGUGAGUCUUGUAUUGGAAGCCAUAGUAACCAAUGCCUGUCUUGCAAAUAUGGCUACUUCCUGAAUGAAGAAACCAAUUCCUGUGUCACCACCUGCCCAGAUGGAUUUUACCAGGAUAUGAAUAAAAACCUUUGCCGGAAAUGCAGUGAAAACUGCAGGACAUGUACUGAUUCUCAGAACUGCACUGAAUGCAGACAUGGCUUAAGCCUACAUGGAUCCAGAUGUACUGUCACCUGUGAAGAUGGAAAAUACUACAGUGGAAAGGACUGUGAGCCAUGCCACCGUUUCUGUGCCACCUGUUCAGGGGCAGGAGCUGAUACAUGCAUUACCUGCAGUGAGGGUUACUUCAUGGAAGAUGGGAAGUGUGUGCAGACCUGCAGUAAUAGUUAUUAUUUUGACCACUCUUUAGAGAGUGGCUACAAAUCCUGCAAAAGGUAAGACAACAGAUGUGUUUCAUGCACAGGACCUGGAUUCAAAUCCUGUCUCUACUGCUAACCAUUUGCAUAUGUGCUGGAUCUGGGCACAUGUUAAACAACUGGCUUUUGUUCCCCAGGGGAAUACAUUGAUGACCUGGGCCUCUGCCUACGCUGUGAUGCCUCUUGUUUCACGUGCCGGGGUCCGACUCGAGAGAACUGCACUAGCUGCCCCAUUACAAGGUUCUUCGACAAUGGCCGCUGUGUCCUGACCUGUCCUUCAGGGAAAUUUGAAUUUCACAACCAAUGCCUUCCAUGUCAUCACACUUGCCAAGAAUGCCAAGGAAGUGAGCCCUUUAACUGUACCUCCUGUAGCACAGACAAGCAUGGGAAGAAACGCUUCCUGUACCUGGGUGAGUGCCGGGAAGGCUGCCCUGCCGGGUACCACCAUUCUGACCACACCUGCCUGCCCUGCCCUGAGAACUGUGAGCUCUGCACUAGCUCUUCAUACUGCACUCGAUGUCUGCAAGGAUACUACAUCUUACCUACAAACAACAUCUGUCAGAAGUUAGAAUGCAAAGAAGGGGAAGUGAAAGAUCCAGACUAUGAAGACUGCAUGCUUUGUGAAGAAGGAUGCCUGGGCUGCACCUUGGAUGAUCCAGGAACCUGUACAUCCUGCGCUACGGGAUAUUACUUGUUCAAGCAGCACUGCUAUCAAACUUGUCCUGAGAAGACCUACAGUGAAGAUUUUGAAUGUAGAGAGUGCAGUGAAUAUUGUGGGGACUGCGACCAGAAUGAGUGCUACUGGUGUGAAGAGGGGUUUUAUCUUUUCGGUGGCGUUUGUGUCAGAGAGUGUGGCCCUGGUUUCUACAGUGACACUGAAAUGGGAGAGUGUGAGCCGUGUCACCGAACCUGCAAAACCUGCACAGGGCUUGGCUAUGAUAAGUGCAGCAGCUGCAAAGAAGAUUUACAGCUGGUGGAUGGGAAAUGUGUGGACCCAUCCAAGACCCCAGGACGAGACACAUUGGAGAGCGGUAACUGGAAAAAACAUCAACUUUGUGAUCCUUCUUGUAAAACCUGUAAUGGAUCAGACAUUCUAUGCACCUCCUGUCAUAAAGGAACCUAUCUUUUCUCUCAGUCCUGCAUCCCUUCCUGUCCCCAAGGAACAUGGCCCUCAGAGAAGAAUGGGAGAUGUGAGAAAUGCACAGAGGAUUGUGAGUCCUGCUCUACAAUGAAUAACUGUAUGAAGUGUCUGUCUCGGCCAGACCACCCACUCUACCUGCACCAUGGCAGGUGCUACACGCAGUGCCCUGAGGGGUUUUAUGCAGAAAAUGGCACUUGCAAACCCUGUGACUUAGUUUGUAAAACAUGUGAAGGAAAUGCCACCAACUGCCGCUCAUGUGAAAAGGACCUGGUCUUGGCCCAGGGCGUGUGCCAGAAAUCCUGCCCUGAGAGGCACGUUGCCGUGGACGGGAUGUGCAGACGUUGUCCAGAGAUGUGUCAAAAGUGCAUACAUGAGAAAACAUGUAAAGAAUGCAUGCCUCCUUUCUUCUUGCAUGAUGAAAUGUGCCUUCGGGACUGCCCCCCUGGCUUCUAUGAAGACUUCUACAAGUGUCACCCUUGCAGUGGGAGCUGUAAGGAGUGCAAUGGUCCUGAUGAUGAUGACUGCACAGUCUGCCCUGAUUCCUUGGUCCUCCAUAAUGGAUGGUGUCUGGCUGCAUGCCCAGAUGGGACUUACUAUGAAAAGGCUUCCAGAGACUGCAAAGGUUGCCACGAGACCUGUAAGACUUGUUCUUCUUCUUGGAUGUGUUCUUCUUGUAAAGAAGGCACAGCAAUGACGUGGCUGGGAUCCUGUGUGACUCACAAGGACUGCAGCCCUUCUGAGUACAAGGAUGAGAAGACCCAGAACUGUAAACCUUGUCACAUGAAAUGCUUUCAUUGCACAGGACCUGCUGAAGAUGAGUGCCUCAGCUGCCCCGAUGAGGGCCUUCUUCUCAAUACCACUUGUGUAGAAAAGUGUCCUGAUGGCUACUAUACUGAUAUAGAAAAUCACCGAUGUUCUCCUUGCCAUAGUUCUUGUGAGACGUGUGAAGGGAAGCAUAGCACCCAAUGUCAAUCCUGCCACCCAGGCUGGUUCAGGCUAGAAAACAAAUGUCUGCUAGCAUGUGAGGAAGGAUAUUAUGCAGAUAAUUCCAGUGGACUAUGUGAAAAAUGCAACGAGGACUGCAGAGAGUGCUGGGGCCCUCGCUCCACAAACUGUUUGUCUUGUAACAAGUAUUUCUUCCUGAUUCACUCUAAAGGAGAAUGUCAUCGCAUCUGCCCUGAACACUACUACAUAGAAAACAGGACACAUACCUGUGAGAGAUGUCAUCCGACCUGUAAUGAGUGCAAAGGAAAGGGACCCUUGAACUGCUUAUCUUGCAUGUGGAGCUACCAUCUCUUAGGAGGAAUCUGCAGCUCAGAUUGUCUUACAGGAGAAUACAGAGUAGGCGAGGGAGAAAAUUUUGAAUGUGAUAAAUGCCAUGAGAGCUGUAUUGAGUGCAAGGGCCCAGGCCCUCAAAACUGCACCAUGUGCCCAGCUAAUAUGAUGCUGUAUGAAGAGGAUGGUCGCUGCAUCCCCUGCUGCAGCUCAAAUUUUACAGAUGUUCAGGAUUGCUGUGACUGCCAAGAGACCACAGAGGAGUGCAGCUUUCGAGAUGGUAUGAUUAUUCCCAAGACUGAGAAGUCGAAGAAGACUGGUCUGCUCAUCACUUCCUCCAUCAUGCUGAUCCUCCUCUUUGGGGUCACAAUCUAUGUUUGGAAGAGGUCCCGGGCCAAAUCCCAAAAAGCUCACAAGGCUGGAUAUGAGAAACUCUCAUACCAAAAAAAGUCUUCCUCUUCCUAUAAAAGCAGCUUUCGAGAGAGCACCAACUUCCAAGAGGACCAAGUUAUUGAAUACAGAGACCGGGACUAUGAUGAAGAUGAAGAUGAUGACAUUGUCUACAUGGGUCAAGAUGGCACAGUCUAUCGGAAAUUUAAGUAUGGUCUCCUGGAUGAUGAUGAUGAAGAUGAGUUGGAAUAUGAUGAUGAGAGCUACUCAUUUAAGUAAAUUCAAAUAUAUUGAUAGGAUUACUUUUCCACUCCUAAUUAUUAACUUUGGGGAGUAUUUUUUUGCUGGCAAACCCAGCUCAGGCUUUGUGGACAUCCUUAAAUGUUUUUCUAUUCCUCCAGGUAUUUAAGCUCAGGUAUCACUCCAAAUUCACUCAGAAUCCAAGAGAAAGGCAAAGAUGAAUAGAUCUUUUCCCUAGGCAUUAUAUUAAAGCACCACUACCCUCACUUCAGUUAACAGCCCAGAGUGAAAAUACGUGUUUUCUACUAGUUGCAAGUGAUCAAACAUUUCCUACAGACCUUCCAUUUCCACACUACACAAAGGAGUUGGGAGUGACCUCUCGGACUUUCUAAAACUUCCUGGUGUACUCUUAAUAUUUUUGUGACUUUUUUUAACUGUUUAUUUUUAGUUUUGUCCCAGAGUCAAAUUGUGAGAAUUAACAAAAAAUCACCCCUUCUUCUUAUCACAGACUCCUAAACUCUCUCUCUCACACACAUACACACACACACACACACACACACAGAGGUUGGCAUUUGGCACAUGCUACAGUGGAGUAGAUCUGCUGCAGAAGUUGUCAGCUAUUGCUUAUAUUCUCUUACAAGAUUUAGAGAAGCAUUGUCAAGGGAGAACAAUGGAGGGUUUCCUAGGCUUAAUAGCUCUUUGAAAUGCUACAGGCUGACAAUAAUGUUUAGGGACCAAAGGACCACAAAUGGCAGGGUGAGGAGGCAGGCAGUAAUGAGCACAGGCAGAAGAAAACUGUGAGAUUUCCAAAGAGCACAACUGUCUCUCUUUUACUGGUGUUGUUGUUUUCUCCAAGAGCCCAAGACUAUCUAUUCUGGAGAACCAGUUAAAAACAUUGAGAAAUAGAAGAUAAUUGGCAAUGCCAACCCCCAAACAGAUGUGAUAAAAAAAAAAGAUAUCCUCUCUCCUUAAAACCACUUUAGCUACAAAAUCAGAGAGGCUUUUCAAAACAGGUUUUCAGAUCUGCUGACUUGAUAGAGCAUUUGGAAAAAGAGUCUAAGGCUAAAGGAAGGAGCCAGCAUUUGGCUUCUUAGACUACAAAUUUAUGUCCUCUGUCUGUCUCUCUGUCUGUCUGUCUCUCUCUCUCUGUCUCUGUCUAUCUGUCUCUCUCUCUCUCUCUUUCUCUCUCUCAUUCUCUUUCAACACUUUCUUGCAAGACUUUUGUUUCUAUAACAUUCCACACUUGCAUAAAAUAUAUUUUAGCCCGAGUUUUAGAAUUCUUUCAAAAAGGAGGGGGGGAGGCUUUCCUGAAAUAAACAAUGACAUGAGAAGAACCCUUACUAUACAAAAUAUUUAAAGCAAAGCCCUUUUUAUUUAUUGGCUUGUUUUGGAGUCUCCUGCCAAACUGAAGUCUGCACAGAGACUUUGAGUCGGAAUAACUCUCAGCUUCAGAAAUGUCAAUAGUGAUCAUAUUUAGCCUUCCCAUCAAAUUGUUCCCCUAAGAAAAACUACACCCCAACCAUGGUGGCCAGAACUAGAUGGUGCUGCUGUUCUUCCCAUUAGAAGUUAAAAAAAAAAAUCCUAGAGGUAGAGGCAAGGAUAAGAAUAUCAGGAAAUAAAUGAACCAUUUUUGGAUAAAUUGCAAGUUAUGUACAGUGGGAUGGAGGUUGAGGGAGAAGGAAAUAGUGUGAAGUAAAAAUAUGCCUCUGUAUGGUUUUUUCUCCUCACCCUUGUGACUUUUUUUUUUUUUUAAAAAUCAGUAUUUUUGUAAUACUUGAAUUAUCUUCCUUUAAAGCAAGCAUCUUCUUAAUGAAAAGUGUAACUACCUAUAUUCAUGGUAAAAAAUUCUUUCUUGGAACUCUUGUGUCCCCUUAAUAAAACCCUCUUUCAAAAAGCUAACUUUAAAGCCUAUAUCAGAGGUUUUGCUCUUUUUUUGGUGUUAUGGAUCCUUUUGGCAGCUCAGUGAAACCUAUGGGCCCCUUUUCAGAAUAAUAUUUUUAAGUGAAUAAAAUAAAAUACAUAGGAUUACAAAGGAAGUCAAUUAUAUUAAAAUAUAGUUAUCAAAAAUGUUUUACAAAGCAAGUUUGUGGACUCAAGGUUAAAAACCCUUCAGCUAUUUACACACACACACGUGCACACACACACACUCAAUAUACAUUGUGGAAUCAUGCAUCAACUAAAAUUGUCUCCACUAUUGGGGAGAGGAGUGGCAGAGCAUCACACCUGCAAUUUCAUAUGUAUAAGGAAUUCAAAUGAGCAAAUUUCCUCUAGGAUCAUCAUCUACUCUGCAACUUCCAUGGUUUUUUUGUUUUUGUUUUUGUUUUUGUUUGCUUUUUGGUGAGGUGAUC